AUGGCCGGUACCCGGGACCCGGGGCUGCAGACUGGAGCCGCAACCCCAUGGCGACGGUUCGCCAUCGGAGGAGCCCGAUCUGCAAAUGUUUUGUCGCCGAGAACUCCUGCAGCGCCGCGCGACAACGUCCGGAAGUCAAAGCCCCGGCCUCCAUCCCGUCCAGAAUGGAUGUCACCAUCGAGCGCUGGUGGUCAGCUGCCCUUGUCACCUACCGUCACAUCCUGGGAGACCCAGGCAAACGACGCGAGUACAACGGAGGAUGUAACGUAUAGCAAAUUCACUGACAAGCCACCUCUGUUCCUCGGCAUCAUCCCAGACGAUGACAAGGGCUCACUCGAGUACUCCGUCUACAUGACGGCCUACACAGUUGGCUUCGCCGCCCUGCUGGUCUUUAUCACGGUCGCUGCGAGCGCCUACUUCCCACACUGCGACAAUCCUGUGAGCUGCUUCGACCUAAACAGUGAGCUACAGCGCAGCAGACUUGUCGAUGUAGACCCGUGUGAUGACAUGUUCGAGCACGUCUGCGGCCGCUGGACCAGCAUGUACCCUGAGCAGCAAGACCUGUUCGAAGUCCUCAACAACAGGCUGCGCGUCUCCUUGCUUGAGAACAUCGAUCAAGUGAACGCUGACUCCCGUGACGCGGUUGAUAAGGCGGCCGCUGCGAUGACCGCGUGCAUGAACGUCCCAGAAGCUGAUAUUGAUCACGCCGAAACUAUUCGGCAGGUGCUGCGUCAACGCGGAUUAACGUUUCCCGCCAGUAAAAAGCGCUCUACACGCGAAGUGUUCGGCGUCCUCAUCGCGCUCACCCUGCAGGACCUUCUGGGCGUUUUCUUCCAGCUCAAGCUCACACCAUACUUGAAGGCAGAGGAUAGAUUCGUCUUCGAAUUCAGGUACGCCGAGACCAUGUUCAGGUAUGUCACGGACGCGGAAGUGCUCGAAUCAUGCGUCCGUGCUUACGACCCGAAUCUAGAAGGCGCUCGGGACGUGGCGGAGAGGCUUGCGAACGUGGAAACUGAUGUCAGAACCAUAACAGAAAUGCAUUCUGGGGGGAAUGAGCAGCCGCAGUAUUACAAGUUCUCUGAGAUUGAUGACGUUUACUAUAACAGGACUCAGCAUGAAGUUUACAUGACCGCGCAGUGGUGGCUUGAUGAAAUCAAUAAACAUAUACCUGAGAAUUCAGUCAUAAAUAUGGCGUCAGAAAUUCUCAUCAAAGAUCAUCACGCCUUGUUUCUGACCAUUGAUGUGCUGAGAGCGUAUUCCACCAGCAGCUUGCACCUUCAGACCUACAUAGCCUGGAAAGUCAUCAAGUACCUUUCGUAUGCGGCGUCCAACAGGAUGUUUUUCUGCCACUUCCAUUUAACCAACGUCCACUGGGUGAAUACUUUCGCCAGAGCACUCGACCGAUGCACGAGCUACAUCAAGGUUGUCAUACCGCACGCCCUGCUCAAGUUACAGGUCAAGCAUAUCCUAGACGACGAGACCAUAAACUACACCAAUACGAUCGCCGACCGCAUCAGGUACCAAAUGGAGGUCUCUUACAAUUUCUCGUUAUUCGACCAAGAGUCGGCAAGAGGUGUAGUUCAGCGCCUUCGGUCCAUCCACCAGAUUAUUGGCAUGGCCUCAAAACUUCGCAGUAACACCGCACUAAAUUCCUACUACUCUCAUAUACCGAAACCCGAAGCACCAUUCAAGUUCGUGGACUGGCUGGUCGAAGCUCACCGCGCUGUGGCAGCGCACAAGAAACGCUUUCUUCAGCCCUCCCCUGAUGGAACGGCCUCUAUCAGCCGAGACGACUGGGACCUGACGGGAAUAUCGGUGGGCGCCUUCUACGUCAUCGUGUACCACAUUAUCUACCUACCCGGCAGCAUACUCCUGCCACCGUUCAUGGUUCCGUACGGGCCAAACUCUUACAACUAUGGCGGGAUCGGUAAGGUAAUUGGCCACGAAUUGACGCACGCAUUUGAUCCCAAAUACCUGGACCUCAACCCUAGGGGCGAGAAGCAAAUCUUCUACACGCCUCAGUUCCUUCAGAAGUAUCAGGAACUACAGGAUUGCAUCGUCCUGCAGGCCAACAAGUUGACUGAGAGUGCCGUCGCCGGAAACAACUCCAUCAGUGAGGCUUUCGCCGACAGCGCAGGAGUUGAAGCCGCCUACCUCGCGUACAGGGCUCUGCCAGAGUCUGAUCGCCAGGCUGGAUCGGGGUACUACACAGCAGACCAGUCCUUUUUUGCCGGCGGCUGCUACAUGUUUUGCCAGGCUGAAGAUGAUUACUCGGAGUUAAGCAUCUACCUGCCGCACAGCCUUCGCUGCAAACAACCCUGCCUCAACACGCAAGAAUUCGCGAGCGCUUUCGGCUGCAAAGAAGGAUCGCCGAUGUUCCCGCAUAAGCGGUGUGACGUGCACGACUUUUUGAGGAUCCCACAGGGGGGAACGCGCUAA
Molecule: messenger RNA, 2439 nt
Organism: Dermacentor andersoni
Lineage: Eukaryota; Metazoa; Arthropoda; Arachnida; Ixodida; Ixodidae
Product: endothelin-converting enzyme 1-like
Biological process (GO): protein processing
Cellular component (GO): plasma membrane
Molecular function (GO): metalloendopeptidase activity
Source: RefSeq, a predicted model, not a curated record